CCGGAAGUCUAACUGCAGCCGAAACGGAAGCGGAUCGCGGAGGAGAGGUAGAGCCGGGCGGGAGCGCCAUGCGUUCAGACGACGAGGGGACGCCCCCUGCCUCAGAGUGGGAUUGGGGCUGCCCACGUGCGCGGCGCCGCGUGGAGGAGCUGCACUUCGGCCCCGGGGGGCUCCUGCCCUCCAGCCCUGAGGACAUCCGCAACUUCUGGGCCUUCUUCGAGCGGCUGCGACGCUUCCAGAGCCGAAAACCUCCUCCGACACCGACCCCGAAAAGCACCAGGAAGGAUCCAUCGCCUUCGCUCGGUCUCCCGCCGCGCUACGACGCUCUGCACCGCAUCAACAUGGCCCUACCAGAACCCCAAACCCCGCACCGCGACGGCUCCGCCGUGCCCCGCCGGCACCGGGCAGAGCUGCGCUGCGCCCUUCUGCACUAUUUGGACUUCACCCAGAAGCAGAGCUUCUCCAAACUGGCCAAAAUCCGGCGGGAUCGCGCAGCGCUGCCCAUCGCCCGCUUCCGGGAGCCCAUCCUGCGCGCCGUGGCGCGGCACCGCGUGGUGCUGGUGGCCGGAGAUACGGGUUGUGGUAAAUCCACGCAAGUGCCGCAGUUCCUGCUGGAGGCUGGGUACCAAAACGUGGCCUGCACGCAGCCGCGCCGCAUCGCCUGCAUCGCCCUGGCCAAGCGCGUGGCCUACGAGAGCCUGCAGCAGCACGGCAGCCAG
Messenger RNA from Lagopus leucura (white-tailed ptarmigan), 719 nucleotides. Its product is annotated as probable ATP-dependent RNA helicase DHX34. NCBI's taxonomy places the organism in Eukaryota, Metazoa, Chordata, Aves, Galliformes, Phasianidae. The transcript is spliced from 2 exons. Gene Ontology annotation, biological process: nuclear-transcribed mRNA catabolic process, nonsense-mediated decay. Gene Ontology annotation, cellular component: intracellular anatomical structure. The record is from RefSeq and is a predicted model, not a curated record. Gene Ontology annotation, molecular function: RNA binding. The annotation marks the transcript as partial.